GUCACCUUGGCGCGGGUUGUACAUAUUGGCUGCUGGCGUCAUGUGUUAUAAUAAUGUUUGUAAAUAUGAAUGAGUUUGGAGAUACUAUAAUAAGUUCGGAUCAGUUGCUUUCUUUUGGGCUUGGUGGGCUUCGUAAUAUAGGCAACACUUGUUACAUGAAUGCCGCUUUACAAGCCUUAUCAAAUUGGUAACUUUCAGUGAUUCUUUUCAGUUUUGCAGUCCACAUUUAACGGAAUUUUUCCUCGAGUGUCAUAACAUCCUUGAUCCAAAUCGAAGGCUUGUGUUGUUCAAUCAUUAUUGCACACUACUUUCUGAAUUUUGGGGAAAUGAAAGACCACGCUGUUUCAAUGCAAAUACAAUUUUAGAUACUUUCUGCAUUGUGCACCCAAUGUUCAGAGGUUAUGCACAACAAGAUGCUCAAGAGUUUUUGAGACUAUUUUUAGUCCAGCUGCACGAGGAACUGAAACACUCAUGGCUUUCAAACUCAGACAAAAAAGGCAUCAAACAAACAACUACUACUGGUUCUUCGGACAACAGUAACAACAGUAUAAUUACAGAUGUCUUUCAGGGCAGAUUAGUUAGUUCUGUCCGUUGUCUGUCAUGCAGUCGGGUUAGUUACGUAUUCGUUGUUACAGAAAUCUUGAAAAAUAUUUCCUUUCAUUCCCAGUUAUGAUGUUUAGUUUGUUAAUGUUUCAAAUGAUCUUAUGAAAUUUGGAAUUAUUAAAGUUUCUGUUUUUGAUGUCUAAAUAAAUGCAGACACAUUUAGAAAACUCUCGGCUUCUGUUAACUUUGAGUCACUUAUGGGGUAGGUGAGAUGUCCGUUUGCCAAACAAAAGGGGAGUAUACUGCACAACAGUUCGUUCUGUGUUACUAUAUGUCCGUGACACAUGUUUCAUAGAAGUAGAAGAGAUACGUAGGCUUCAAAUGUCUUCGAAGCAUUUCUUGGGUUUCGUGGAACGACCAAAUAAGCAAUACUAUGGCUAGACAUUAGAGUAAUGGGUAUAUAUGAUAAAUUGGUUGGUGAGGUUAUGGGUCAUACAUUCCGUAUGGAUAACUGCCCCUUACCUCGGUGAGCUGUGUUAGUUAAUGUUGGAAUAUGUUAAAAGCAAUCUAGAGGUGGCCAUACUAAAACCUAGGAUCAGUUUAUGAAGUCGCUGACUGUUGGUCUAAACCAUGUUUGUGGAUGCGGACCACCUGAUUAAGAUUCAAGUGGUGGCCGUGUUUAAUGGUUGUAGACGUUGAGUGCUAUGGCUUAGAAUCAGUCACAAUGGCGCAAACGCUUUCAUUCUUCGUCCUCCUACAGUUCUUGAGUCCUAGUUUUCCCUCAUAAAUACCUUUUCGGAUCAUAUUUAUAAGGUUUAGUCUUCAUCGUUAUCAUUGGUACUGCACUUUUUUUAAAAUUUAUUAUCCAUGUUUUUAAUCUUAUUUCUGGUUUAAUAUGGUAAUAUCGACGUGGGCUAAGGUAAUUUGUCGUCGCCUCUACAUUAAUUAUGACUGACUGUGACCAAUGGAAGUUGCUGUCUUUUGACAAUUAUAUUCAAAUCCUUCAACUUGCGAAAUGAAUUUUUUGUUUACCCAGUGUGAAAAGUUGUUUAAUUUUGAAGAUAAUUUCUGUCUUGGGCCAAGAAUAGUUUGGUAUUGUGAAUGUCACUGCUGAAAAGUCCCAUAUUAAUUAGAAAUAACUGUUCAGUUCUUUGUUGUCUGCAGUUUAAUAAGAACUUUUAAGUUAAAUGAAUCUGAAAAAACCAAGGAAACCCGUUAUAUCAUAAAAUAAGUAAAGUCAGUUUGACGAAAAAAAGAGUGUUUUUCAUGAUAUCAAUUUAUAAAGCUAGCUAUACAGUCUCAUUCAUUCCUUUUCUUUUUUUUUUGAAUUCACAGUACACAAAUAUUCACGAUAAUAGGUACUUUGUUGUUCAGUCUAUAGAGUGUGUGUCACAUACAGUUUGGAGAAGGCUAUGAAUGUAAAUUUUAUUCAUUCAAAAUUAAUUUCAUUGAAGCCCAUUAAUUUACAUAUGUCCUUGCUGAUUUAAAUUCUGUUGAAAUUUAUUAAUGAAAUAUAUUUAUUUUUUCUAGUACCAUACAUAUAAACAGAAUAAAAAUGAAUCUGAGACCUGUACAUUUAGAUUAUUUAAACAUUUGUAAAUUUUUCUUAGUCUUCAAGAAUUUUGUACAGCAAUUUCAAUUUACCUCGAUAAAUAUAGCGUACUAUGAUUUCUCUCUGGUGUUUAUUAAAUGCGAUGUUUCGUCUGGAAAAAAUAAAGGAUUUCUGGUCGUUCUGUAAUUCUCUUGUCCACUUUUCUCCUUUUUGAAAAAUUAAAUGUACGUGUUGAUAAUUAACUGAUCACUGAGUAGUGAUUAUUGUGUAUGUCAAGUCCUUCUUAGUGAAUUUAAUCGACAAAAUUCGGUCAACAUUACAAAAGACGUACAUGACAUUGACGACUACUCAGUAAUCGGUCAAUGGUUAAUACAUCUCUGUCCUACAGGAGGUCAGUCGCAUCUCGAAUAGCUUAGUGGUAACGUCUCUGAUUGCACAUUUGGGUGUCAGAAUUGAAUCGGUCAGAGUAUUAGUUAUCUUGAGAUUACAAGUACACCCUACUAACAGGUGCCAGAUAGCACUAAAUCUAGGUUUAGGGUUUUCUAUCGACUGCAUUUAAUCACUUUACGUGUGAAGAUGUAUGUCCUUGUGAUAGAUUCUGAAAUUUUUAGAUUUUUCUGGCUUAGCUCCGGAUGAUUUAAAAGGCGUUUUACGAGUCUUCAUUAUCUCCGUUCUCACAAAUUUAAUUCAUAUAUUUUAUGCAACAGUGCUUCCAUUUAUUUGAUGAAGUGUUCACUAACAUUAACAUUUACAGUAAAUUUUUAGUGAGUUUUUUGUAUAUAUAUGAUCGUUACUUCUAUAUAGCUUUCCAAUCGGGAGGAAUCAUUUAUGGACUUGUCCCUUUCCCUUACCAAACCUACUGUACAAACGUAUUUAUCCUCUUCUGUUGAUCAAUCAACAAAAUCCUCCUUGAUGAAUGGUUCAAUAAGCACAGGUUCUUUAUUGAAAAAUGGUCCUGUAUAUUUGAAAACAUCUAAUGAUUUGCAACAGACACAACCAUCGAAGUCAACAAGUAGAAGGUAUUCUACACCACGUGGAUCAAAAAUAAAAUCAUCGUUAUUCACAUUACCAACAGUUGUUGGUCGUCUGGUAAUGGGUAUUCCUUGGUUACUCACUAUGCUUUUAACCCUAACUCAUAUAUUUUUAUCCUAUGUACAAAGCUUUUUGCCCUCACCUAAACAAUGGAUAGAUAAAUGGUCUACUCUUACCCUUGAAGAUUGCUUAUCUCAUUAUUUUUCUGAAGCGGAAUUAGUUGGUGAAAAUGGAUACUUUUGUGGAAGAUGUAAUCGGCGGUGUAAUGGUUUGAAACAGUUCAGACUUGUCGCGUUGCCGGAAAUUCUUACACUUCACUUGAAAAGAUUCAGUAGUAAUCAUUUAUAUUCUUCGAAAUUAUCAUCUCCAGUGAAUUUCCCGUUAAAGAAUUUAGAUCUCUCACCAUACCUUCAUCGUGAUUGUACCGAUAAAAUUACAACCUAUGAUUUAAUUGGUGUCAUCUGUCACUAUGGCGGUUGCGGCGGUGGUCAUUACACUACAUGUGCGUAUAAUUCCUCAACGGAACAUUGGUAUGAAUUCAAUGAUGAACAUGUACGAAAAUUAGAUGCCGAACAAGUGGAAUCAUUGAAAAGUUCAGCAUAUAUCCUGUUUUAUAGAAAACGUGACACACAUUUGGAACCAAUACGUAAUUCUUGGCAAUUAACACCAUCCGGUAAAAUGUGUUAUGUAAGCAAACCUUGGGUUGUUCGCUUUUGGACAUGGGCUGAACCAGGUCCAAUGACAUCAGAAUUUUUCUGUGAACAUGGUUAUUUUCGACCAGAAUUAUGGGAGAUGCGUAAUUCACUAACUUUAUCUAUCCCAGAAAGUAUUUGGUGUAAUCUUCAUAAAAUAUGUUGA
Schistosoma curassoni is the source of this 3985-nucleotide messenger RNA. Lineage: Eukaryota; Metazoa; Platyhelminthes; Trematoda; Strigeidida; Schistosomatidae. The record is from the annotation of a GenBank genome assembly.